This is a messenger RNA of Metarhizium brunneum ARSEF 3297, 1104 nucleotides long. Its product is annotated as Secondary metabolism regulator. NCBI's taxonomy places the organism in Eukaryota, Fungi, Ascomycota, Sordariomycetes, Hypocreales, Clavicipitaceae. The record is from RefSeq and is a predicted model, not a curated record. Gene Ontology annotation, molecular function: methyltransferase activity.
AUGUCGAGCCCAAAGAUGCCAGACAAGGCGAAGCAGUCUCCGUCGCCCAAGCCUCUCUCACCUGCGGGCGACCCUGCGCCUCCCUUGCUUGCCGACGACCGCCCUACCAAUACGCAAAUCCCGUUUAGAUGGACUGAUGACGAUACCGACUCAGCGCUGGGCGACGAGGGCAGCAUUCUGUCAUCGACUGUUUCCCUCAACGAAAGCAUCUACAACUACCGCGACCUCCAUGGUCGCACGUACCAGAACUCCAGCACCACUGAAUACUGGGGUCCAAAUGAUGACACACAAAACCUAGGGCUUGACAUUGCCCACCACUUUAUUACCCUACUCCUGGGCGACCGACUCUUCGAGGCGCCAAUCCCCGAGAGGCCAACCAAAGUCCUCGACGUUGGCACCGGAACGGGCAUCUGGGCCAUCGACAUGGCCGACGCCUACCCGUCCUCUGAGAUCAUCGGCACAGACAUCAGCCCCAUCCAACCAGUCUGGGUACCUCAAAAUCUGACCUUUGAGAUCGAAGACGCCCAGCUCGACUGGACCUUCAACCCCUCCUCUUUUGACUUCAUCCACAUGCGCGCCCUAUACGGUAGCAUCGGCGACUGGCCGCGACUCUACCACCAGGCGUACACGGCCCUCAAACCCGGCGGAUGGCUGGAAGACUUCGAAUUCACCAUCACCCUGCACAGCGACUUGCCCGAAAUCAGAGACGACCCAGAUCACAUCUUCAAGCGGUGGGGCACCGUAUUCAUGGAGGCGGGUGACCGGAUGGGCAAGAGCUUGCGGAUCGGCAUGAACGGCCGCAUGACGCGAUACAUGCGCGAAGCGGGAUUCGAACACAUCACUCAAAAGUAUUAUCAGGUGCCGGUGGGCGGUUGGAGUACCGACUACACCUACAAACAGAUUGGACUGUACAAUCUGACCUUUAUGGAAGACAGCCUGGAGGGAUUUGCGUUGUUCCUCUUGAGAGAGAUCAUGGGCUGGGAGUACGCACGCGUCCAGGUCUUUUUGGCCGAGAUGCGAACUGCGCUGCGGCAUACUAAGAGCCGGCCGUAUUAUCUUGUGACGAAUGCGUUUGCGCAGAAACCAGAGACUGCUACAAGCUAG